Messenger RNA from Cyphellophora attinorum, 1746 nucleotides. RefSeq lists its product as uncharacterized. The coding region runs from base 1 to 1746 and encodes 581 amino acids. The record is from RefSeq and is a predicted model, not a curated record. Lineage: Eukaryota; Fungi; Ascomycota; Eurotiomycetes; Chaetothyriales; Cyphellophoraceae. The transcript has a single exon.
AUGAAGACUCUCCGGCCCAUAUGGCGGCAAUCGCGGAGUACCAAGUCCAGGUUCAGACCUCUCAGAUCAAAUCGGCUGCCGCCGUGGAGAUAUGCCUCAACUCAAUUCGGCCAAACAAGCAUAGACCCAAACGUCGACCCAGGCCCAAACCCGCCAGAGGAGGAUGAGUCGCAAGGCAAGGGCAAGUCGAAGAAAUGGCGCAUCAACCCCAGCAUCUUCAAGAUGCUCGAGAGUGCCGCCACGACCUUCGCAUCCAUUGCCAUCCUCGGCUUGGCAGGCUAUUCCUACCAUCUCUACUACAAACGAAUGGUCCUCCGGAAAAUGGAAACAGCCUUCACACCAGGCGACCCCAUGCUGGACCUCGCCGCUCCACCUCCAAUCAACAAGGUCCGCAUCCUCGGCGAGGAAGCCGAAACCAUCGACAUUGACGAGGAGAAUUGGAUUCUCCGCCCCGAACAAGCCAAAGUCGACGAAAUUAUCCUCGGCGCCAGAACCGGCCGCUACUACCUCAUCGUCGGCGAAAAGGGCACCGGCAAAUCCACCAUGAUCCUCGAAUCCAUGCGCAAAGUCGAAGGCGAAGGCAUAUCCAUGUUUGAAGCCCACGCCGACCUCGAAAUCUUCCGCAUCCGCCUCGGCAAAGCCCUAAACUAUGACUUCCACGAAGACUACAUCGGCUCUCUCUUCUCCAUCCGCGGACCCCGCGACACCACCGCUCUCCUCGACAUCGAGCGCGCCUUCAACAAAGUCGAGAAGAUUGCCCUCGCCCGCCGCGACAAAGCCGCCAGCUCCCCGUCCUCUACAAAGAAAAAGGGUCCCCUAGUCAUCAUCGUCAACUGCAUGCACCUAAUCCGCGACGACGAAGACGGCCAAGACCUCAUCGAACUCAUGCAACAACGCGCCGAGCAAUGGGCCGCCUCCAACCUCAUCACCAUGGUCUUCAACUCCGACGACUAUUGGGUCUACGAGCGCCUCAAACGCUACGCCACCCGCAUGGAAGUCCUCCCCAUCCUCGACCUGCCCAAGAACAAAGCAAUCUCCGCCCUGGCGCGCUUCCGCGCAAAAUACUUCCCCCACGAAGACAUCGACUCAGACAUCCUCAGACAAGUCUACGACCAAGUCGGUGGGCGCACAAACUUCCUCAAUCGCGUCGCGAAAUCGAGCGAUAUGCUGCGCAUGUGCCGCACCAUCGUGGAGGCCGAAAAAACCUGGUUUCUCAACCAAUGCGGCAUUUUAGGUGCAGAGAUGGACGACGACGUAAUGGACCAGCAGAAAUUCGCUUCCGCAGCCAUGGUCCUCGCUCGGGCCCUCGUCGAGAAGUCCAAGGAACUCGACACAGAGUACGACGAAACACAGGGGCACAUCCUCCCGCAGAUUCCCCUUUACAUCGCGCGCCAGAUCAUGACCCGCGCGGACUUUAUUAAACAGUACGACCAUGAAAAUAUCUUCACCAUCGACUCCCGCGCUAUGGUCCGCGCCGAUUCAGUACCAAUGAUGAAUGCCUUCAAGGAGAUUGUCGCGGAGGAAGGCUUCAAUGAGUAUUUGGAAGCAACGCUCGAUCGGAUCUCGGCCAUCGAGAGCAUCAAUCGAACGAAGGAGCUGACGAUGAAGGAUCUGUGGUUUGAGCAGAGGGAUGAGCAGCGCGGAAAGUAUGCGUUUGUGACGAGGGACAACAGAGGCCGGGAGACGGGCAGUAUUGAGAUGGUCGUCAGACCCAACGAGGCCAAGGACGAGAAGGACGACGACUGA